This is a messenger RNA of Metarhizium robertsii ARSEF 23, 1926 nucleotides long. RefSeq names its product Metallopeptidase, catalytic domain protein. Bases 1 to 1926 code for a protein of 641 amino acids. The transcript is spliced from 3 exons. The record is from RefSeq and is a predicted model, not a curated record. NCBI's taxonomy places the organism in Eukaryota, Fungi, Ascomycota, Sordariomycetes, Hypocreales, Clavicipitaceae.
AUGGCGGGAAUCUAUACAAAGCUCGAUUCUCAGGUAGACCUGCACGGAUUCACAGAUGCGGACGGAGAGGCAAAGACAGAGUCCUCAUCUGCGGAAAUGCCGGUCGAAGAAUCAAACAAAUCAGACGCGGCUGCGCGUGAUGGAAAGUCUACUAUACACACCCGGUCGGCGUGGUCGCUUUGGAAAUGGGAAAUCUUCUCUAUUAUCCUUGGCGGCGCCGUCAUUGCAGCUAUUUUCAUCCUUCUGCGCAUCUACGAGAACAAAGCUCUUUCUGAAUGGAGGGCUCCUAUCUCUAUCAACACUGUUGUGGCAAUUCUAACCGCCCUUUUCAAGGGAGUGCUGGCUGUGCCUAUUUCGAGCGGAUUGGGUCACAUAAAGUGGCUUCUGUUCUCGAAACGGGAUCGAAGUCUGGCUGACCUGGAUAAGUACGACAAGGCGAGCCAUGGUGCGUGGGGCUCCGCCAUACUUAUCUUUAACCAGUUCCGUGGACGAAGCGUGUCACUUGUCGCUAGUUUUGGUGCCGCUCUCGCCAUUCUCUCCCUGGCAAUCGAUUCUUUUUCUCAAGCAUCCGUCUCGAUUACUACGUGUGUACGAACUCUUCCGAAUUCGGCGUAUAUUCCUCGCGUAAACCAUGCAAGAGAUACAACAGCAGGCCAACUUAGGCAUAAAGCGCGCUAUCUUUCGACUGAUAUGCAAUUUGCCAUACUCGCAGGCGUCUAUUCACCACCGGCAAACAGCUCUGUUAGCACCGAUGUUACUUGCUCCACGGGAAACUGCACAUUCCCUGUUCCAUUUACCACACUCGACAUGUGCCAUUCUUGUUCGGACAUUUCUAAUCAGGUGAUGAAGCUUGAACACAAUACAUGGCUCUUGCCUGGCUACGGAUCGAUGAUAAGAACAAACUACUCUGACUGGUACGGGAUGCAUUUGGUCAAUAUGACAACCUCUAAAAAUAUAACGGGUCCCGAAAAGCCGAGGACUAGCCUGUUUGAUUUUCAGAUAUUGGCUGUGAAAUGCAAUGGGUCAGAUGACUGUAGAGAUGAUGGGAAGGGAACGACACAUGCAGGUAUAGCCUUUGAAUGUAGCCUCACGCCUUGUGUCCGGACCUAUAUGGCCAAUAUGACAAAUCAUGUAUAUGCAGAACAUGAAGUCAUAUCUAGGAGACAAUUUCUACAUCCCUCGGUAAAUCCUGUUGUUGGUUUCAAUGUCCUCAAGUACUUCCAACUUGGGGUGAAUCGGACAUUCUAUAAUGGCAACUGGAUCGACUGUAACGCAUCUAAGAGCAAAACAGAGACGCACACGACUGACAUAUUCUCAUAUAAGAGCUAUACGGAAUACCUUCACGAGAAUUCCACUUAUCGUGAGGACCCUCUUUAUUACCGCCCAGAAUGCACCUUUCAGGUUGGCGAUGACGAGGUAUAUACAAUGAGGGCAUUCGCCGACAACUUGUUCAGCAAGGCAACGGUGCUUUUACCAUAUCGCCUAUCACUUUUCGGAGAGGCCUGGAUACAGAAGCUCUGGGACUGGGGGCGGAUGGAUUUUUCUACAGUCGACGCAUUUGCCAAGGGUCUUGCGACAUCCAUAGGCGCAAAUUGGCGAAGGAACCCAGAAACUCUCGGCAUCGAAUAUGUAGAGGGCCAUACACAUCUAACAGAGCCUUGCAUAAAAGUUAGCUGGGGCUUCCUCUUUUUUCUAGCAAUCUUGGUUAUCGCAGAAUCCCUCUUCCUCGUUAUCAUCGUCAUAAUCAGCCACCGCAGCCCGUGGAAGGGAGACUGGAAAUCGUCUAUUCUGCCCUACUUGUUUCAAAAAAUUACACUGCCGAACUUGACUGACAAACAAACUGAGUCGGAUCUGAAGAAAGCUGCGGAAGGUGUUAGGGCGACUUUUGAGCCGGUGGAUGGACGUUGGACCUUGACCACGGGCUAG